Molecule: messenger RNA, 15583 nt
Organism: Scophthalmus maximus (turbot)
Lineage: Eukaryota; Metazoa; Chordata; Actinopteri; Pleuronectiformes; Scophthalmidae
Gene: abca12
Product: ATP-binding cassette, sub-family A (ABC1), member 12
Exons: 75
Coding region: 307-15090 (4927 amino acids)
Biological process (GO): lipid transport; transmembrane transport
Cellular component (GO): intracellular membrane-bounded organelle; membrane
Molecular function (GO): ATP hydrolysis activity; lipid carrier activity; ABC-type transporter activity
Source: RefSeq, a predicted model, not a curated record
GACACUCAGACAGACAGGUGGAGCUGGAUCCGCAGGAGCAGAAAGCGAGUUGUGGCAGACAGGUGAAAGCUAUUGAUACAGUCAGCUUUUUGCGAUCUGAGGGAAUAUUUUUCAAUAUUUUUUUUGUAUAAUAUUCCUUCCAAUUCCCAAGUUCGACCGUGCGGACUCCCCCCCCCCACAGUUUUUCACUCCAGUUACCGACUGAUGGAGAGGACAUCCUGCUAGGCAUCCACCUGGCGACAUGUCCUCCGUCAGAAGCCUGCGCGCUACAGUCAGAUAACCAAUCGCCUUCAGCCUCCUCUACAGAUGGCCUUCCUCCAACAGCUGCGACUUCUUCUCUGGAAGAAUGGGCUGAGGGUCAUCAGACAGCCGGUAUGGUCCCUGACUCUCAUCGGCUGGCCUCUGGUCAUCUUCAUCAUCGUCGCUGUGACCCGCAACCAGUUUCCCGCGAUUGUAAAAGAUACAUGUUACGUCGGACCCCGCAACCUACCCAGCACAGGCUUCUUCCCUUUCCUGCAGACCCUCAUGUGCAACACGGACAGCAAUUGCCAUAACAAAUCGCUUGGAUCAAAGUACACUGAGAAAACUCCAGGCAGGGCAAGGUCUUCCCUCCUGUCGGAGGGUUCCCCGCUGGUGAGCCUGAUUCAAGGGACAGGUUCUUUCAAGCUCACUUUCCCCAAUGACUCCAGCGGUAAUCCAGCCGCACUGAUCGAGGUCCUCAGCAAGAUCCUGGGUCCAAUAUCCCAAGGAAGCCCGAAUAAUGUCUCUCUCAUCAACACCACUCUUCCGGGAGAUCAGGAGAGCAUGAACAAAAUGCUGGAGUCGGUGAGCCUUGUGAAGAGGGCCAUCUGCACCUUGAUAUUACCGUUGGUGAACACGAGCUCGCCCGGCCCCCUCGUCUACUCUGUGGUCACUUUCUGCAAGAGCAACAACACUGUGUUAGAGGUGUCACUCUACACACUCAACCAGAUACUAACAGAGCUGAUGCAGAAAAAAACGGAUGAGAUGGUGACGGUGUUCGGGAUGGCGGUGAUGAUGAUCGACCAGAUGCAAAAUCAGACCUCACUGUGGGAAAGUCUCCUGGCUCUUCCUCGGCUUUUCACCCAAGGAUCUGUUGACCAAGUGCUGGGCAGCGCAGACGUUCUGCUCGUCAACAUACAGGGUGCUAUGCGUGUCAUCGAGAAAAACUUCCCUGAAGCCGGUGCCUCACUUUCCCCCGUGCAUCCACUGCUCGUUGGAGGCAUCAACGUGAUUCGCUAUAUUCAAAACUGGCCUGGCAAAGAUGUGUCCAUUUCCCUCGGAGAGGUCGUCACCUUGCAGAAUGACUCACUUAGUGACAUGGUGAAAUACGUCCUACGAGAGGUCCAGAUACCACUGGACAAGGCCAUCGGCCUGACGAUGGACAGGGGCAUGGUGCGCUCCUACCUGUGUGACAACAGCACAAACCCGAUUUGGCUGAAGGCUGCGUGCAGCACAGGCACUGUGGACAUGCUUCUGCGCUGGAUCAGCCCUGACAAAGUGGCGAAGCAGGCUCUCCUGAAAUGGAGUAAGCACGUUGCUCCGCAUGACGUGUCCUUCGCCAAAGGGCUGCUGCACAGUCUGAUUGGAGGUUUAUCCCCAGGAGGUCAGGGAGGCUCCAACACCACGAGGACCCGCCGUAGCGUGGAUGCACAACCACAAAAUAUCGAGGAGGAGCUGUUUUUGAGCGUCGGCCAAGUGGUGAUGGAGGUUAUAAAACUUGUUCCUGAAGUGGAUAUGGUUGUCCAGAGCCUCCUCAGAAGUGGCUAUCAGUCCAUGAUGUCAGCAACCACGGCCCUAGACACUGUGGAAGAAAUGAUGACCAAUAUCUGGAAAGAUGCCAAUCAACUUAAAUCGACUUAUACAACGCUGAUGACAAACCAGUCUGAGGCAAGCGUUUGGAUUGGUCGUGUCCUGGACAGUGUGAUGGGACUUGUUAUGAAGACUCUGGCAUCUGAGAAUUUAACUUGUGAGGCUGUCCUGGGUCCCUUCGAGUGGCUCUUGACCUCUGAGAGCAUAAAGAUUGACGCGUGGAGGUCAGUGAUCUGCCAAAACAGCUCUUCUCAGCAGCAAGCUCUACUGAAGGACUGGCUGCCAUUGAUUCAGAAGUCACAAGAGGUGUACGCCGCAAUCACAAGCCAAACGGACGACAACGCAACACUUCCCAUGAUUCUCUCUGAGUGGCACCAGUUGAACAACAAGAGCAUGCGAUUUGGAGAGUUUCUGAACAGACUGGCAACAGAGCUGGGUGGAGCAUACUGGAUGAACUGGAUGCCAGACAACAGCACUCAUGAUGUCACGCAAGCUCUUCAACAAAGUGUUUUCUUGUUCAUGGUGAAACUUGGAGGAAUGAUUGAGAGAAGUCAACUGUGGCCCGAUGUAAAGAACUACUUCCACAUGGUUUACUGGGUUUUGAACUACAGGCCUGGUGUCGUAACUCAGCCAGCCAACUGCUCCGUCAACAGCUUCACCUUAGCCCUUGAAUGUGAUACUGGUUUGAACUGGCCACAAUUUGUGCAGGCCAUGACUCAGGCUCUGCUCUCACCAAGUCAAGACGUCCUGGUGAAUGGUCUCAAAGGGACUUUGAAUCUUUUGCAGCAUUUGUAUGGUGACAUCUCUAAACAUCUGGUAGCAUCGUUUUUGAAACAAGAAAUCAAGGGAGGAGAUGCACUCUCUGCCUACCUGGUUAACCUGAUGCACAACCUGGACACGUUUUUGCGUGUUGUCACCACCCUUCCCGACAGCAGCAUCUCUAACCCUGAUGUCAUACUUCCUCAAAUAACUGCCCUGUUACAGUCCACAGGUCUGGCACCAAUGCUGCCUCUGCUCCUUGGUGACAGCCCCCUGAAUGUCUCCACGGUGCUUGAUAUUGCCUCAAAGCUUGGCAGGCGCAACCAGCACAUUUUUACCUUCAACGAGACCGACCCAACAAUGCCUGAGUUUGAGAGGCUGAUAAUGCAGUUCCUUUCCUUGGAGGGUAACCUCACUCUUGCUCUCCCCCACAUCAUGGGGCACAGUCUGCUUACCUAUUCUGACUACUUUCACCCAGAUGUUGUGGCCCAGCUCAGAAAAGCAAUGCAGCCUUUCACCAACCAAACUUCCUCAGGUAUUGUGGAGACCAUCCUCAGUACCAUUGAGCUACUGAAGACAGUGACCGAUUCCCCAAAUGGUGACCCUACAAAAAUCAUUCUUGGGUACAUUCGCCAGCUUCAAGAAUUGGUGAUGUCCAUGUACAGACUACGAAGAAUCGAACAUCUCCUGUUACCAAGUGGGCAGCUGAGCGCAGCACAAGUCACUGAUCUCCACCUGCUUUCCAAGGACUUUCUCAAUCUCCUCACCCCUGAGAGUCUUCAGAACCUGACACAGGCUGGACCAGAUGCUGCCCAGAGCAUUGUUUUCCAGAAAUUUGUGGCAUUCCUACCACAGGAGUACCAACAAGGAGCUGCUCGCUUUCUCCAGGAUUUCAAAGCUCUGCAGUAUCAGUUGACCAAAUGUGCAGCCGGCCAAGACUGUGUUGCUGGAAUCUCUGAAAUCUUCACCUUCAUGCACCAGAUAUUAGACCUGAUAUCCUCAGCCAAUGGCACAGUCACCAUCAAAGUAGCUGCAACCAACUUGGUUCUAGUAGGACGGGAAUAUGAGGAAAUUGCAUCCCAUUUCUUCACACUCCUUCUUGGCCCAAAUGAUUCUGCCACUGUGGAGACAUUCAAACAGACUCUCAAUUUAAUCAGAUCGCUCUUGGCUACGCCGAAUAUUUCUGUGUCUGAUGUCCAGAAUGCUCUAGGACAGUCAAACCUAACCCAUGCGGAGCUGAAUAACCUGGCUGCACUACUUGGAGCUGCUAACAUAAACGACCUGCUGGUUAGCAUAAUGAAGAUUGUCAAUACUAGCCAGUGUUUUGAACCUCAGCAUGACCUCAUGGUGACAGCCCAGUGUGUCAUGGGGUUGAUAAAUGGUGUCAGCGGUUUCCUGCAACACGUACCUGAUCUCCGUAAUCAGACAGCCAUCCUCUCCCUUAUCCCGCUGAUCGUCAAUGCAACUUUGAGAGAUGUCAUUCAAGCCAACUUCAGCUCCAAUCCAAACAUGGUUCUUGCACACGCCUUGAACAGCACCAUGGCCAAUAUAAAGACGAGCCUCCAGAUGAACCAGCUGAACACUCCAGAGAUCAUGAAAGAAAUCAGAGUGGUGGAGAAUCUGAUACAACUAAUUACCAACAUGGAACCAUUUAACAAUCUUAACUCUCCCUUGAUGAUGGACCCACUGUACACCCAGAAAGUAUAUUUGGGGAUUGUGGAAUGGUACCUGAAAAAGUUGGAAAAUAUCACCAGAAACAGCUCGAUCUCAGAACUUCUCCAUCCAUUUUUCUACAUUGCACAAAUGCAAGUGACAUUACAGCUGGUACAGACAGAUUUAUCUUUGUUAGUUACUAACCAGGUUGAAUUCCUGAUGAACAGCCUCCAGUACCCAAUAGAUGGUGUAGGGCUUAGUAAAAUUGGCCUGGCAACUGUUAAGAUUCUGGAGGGCGAAUUGAACUUCAUAAAGUUGAACCUAGAGUUUCAACAAAACAUUGCAGGUUCAGUGAUGUUGUUCAAUACUACCAUGUUAAAUGCUAUUGAGACUCAGAUUGAGCUAUACCUCGACCUCAUCAAACGGUGGAUGAAACAACCCAAUGUCCAGUUGAUUCUCACCAGUAUGCUCCAAUGGGGAAACUCCUCCAUAAACAUGUCCACCCCAGCGACAGACAUUCAUCAGCUGCUGCAGUCUAUGGCUAUAUUUCUCGAUAAUGAUCAAAGGGCCUAUCUCUCUGUAAUUGGCAAUGUGACCCACUCCCUGAACAAAGCCCUAAUGGUGGCAGAGCAACCAGGUGGCCUACAGAGUGACCACUUCUUAGCUGCCAUCUUGGAAGCAGUCCAAAGUGCAAUGCAGCUCCUGACCGCAGCCACAGGCCCCCUGCCGCCCUCUGUACAGCAGAACAUCCUGGAGAUUGUGCAGGAUUCAUUAAAGCUCACUGUCCAGCCAGACAUGGGCUUUGCCUCGUCACUCAACAUCUCCCUCCGUAUCCUCAAGAGAACGGAGAGUGUUGUCCAACAGACAAUACCAGACAUGUUUGCCAUGUACCUGCUUUCUGGAAUAAAACUAGCAACCACAUAUUUUGAGAGCAUCUCCACAGCGUCUGGACCAGACACCUUCAAUGAGAUAAUUUUGAACGAGAUGAAGACAGUCGAGAGCCUUCUGCCACCAAACAGCACAGCUCGGGCCUACAUUUCUGCGGUCAUUAACAUCACUCAGUCCAUCCUGGAGUCAGGCCAAGGCAAUAUGAGUCUUUGGGCCAAUGUCCAGGUGAUUUUCACCAGUAUAAUCCAAUGGGGAAACCCCUCCAUAAACAUGUCCACCACAGCGACAGACAUUCAUCAGCUGCUGCAGUCUAUGGCUAUAUUUCUCGAUAAUGAUCAAAGGGCCUAUCUCUCUGUAAUUGGCAAUGUGACCCACUCCCUGAACAAAGCCCUAAUGGUGGCAGAGCAACCAGGUGGCCUACAGAGUGACCACUUCUUAGCUGCCAUCUUGGAAGCAGUCCAAAGUGCAAUGCAGCUCCUGACCGCAGCCACAGGCCCCCUGCCGCCCUCUGUACAGCAGAACAUCCUGGAGAUUGUGCAGGAUUCAUUAAAGCUCACUGUCCAGCCAGACAUGGGCUUUGCCUCGUCACUCAACAUCUCCCUCCGUAUCCUCAAGAGAACGGAGAGUGUUGUCCAACAGACAAUACCAGACAUGUUUGCCAUGUACCUGCUUUCUGGAAUAAAACUAGCAACCACAUAUUUUGAGAGCAUCUCCACAGCGUCUGGACCAGACACCUUCAAUGAGAUAAUUUUGAACGAGAUGAAGACAGUCGAGAGCCUUCUGCCACCAAACAGCACAGCUCGGGCCUACAUUUCUGCGGUCAUUAACAUCACUCAGUCCAUCCUGGAGUCAGGCCAAGGCAAUAUGAGUCUUUGGGCCAAUGUCCAGAUGAUUUUCACCAGUAUGCUCCAAUGGGGAAACUCCUCUAUAAACAUGUCCACCCCAGCGACAGACAUUCAUCAGCUGCUGCAGACUAUGGCUAUAUUUCUUGAUAAUGAUCAAAGGGCCUAUCUCUCUGUAAUUGGCAAUGUGACCCACUCCCUGAACAAAGCCCUAAUGGUGGCAGAGCAACCAGGUGGCCUACAGAGUGACCACUUCUUAGCUGCCAUCUUGGAAGCAGUCCAAAGUGCAAUGCAGCUCCUGACCGCAGCCACAGGCCCCCUGCCGCCCUCUGUACAGCAGAACAUCCUGGAGAUUGUGCAGGAUUCAUUAAAGCUCACUGUCCAGCCAGACAUGGGCUUUGCCUCGUCACUCAACAUCUCCCUCCGUAUCCUCAAGAGAACGGAGAGUGUUGUCCAACAGACAAUACCAGACAUGUUUGCCAUGUACCUGCUUUCUGGAAUAAAACUAGCAACCACAUAUUUUGAGAGCAUCUCCACAGCGUCUGGACCAGACACCUUCAAUGAGAUAAUUUUGAACGAGAUGAAGACAGUCGAGAGCCUUCUGCCACCAAACAGCACAGCUCGGGCCUACAUUUCUGCGGUCAUUAACAUCACUCAGUUCAUCCUGGAGUCAGGCCAAGGCAAUAUGAGUCUUUGGGCAAGUUUUGAGAGUGCAUCACUUGAAAAUGUGCCCAUGAUACUGAGCCAGGUGGGCAAACUUGUGAGCAUGCUUUUCAUGGGGAGUACAGGCUUACAGGACACAAUUGCUUCAUCUCUGGGCGGCUUUGCUCAACUUUCUCCGUUCCUGAGGCAGUUGAUGACUGCAGAGACGGUCCAAGACAUGUGGGAUGCGCUUGAAAAGAUGCUUGGAGCUCUACUGUCAUCCAUCGAGGGAACAGAACUAUGGCACAAUGUCUCAUCUGUUGUCCCAGUGUUUGAAAAAAUCAUUGGGUGUAUGGGGAAAAACAUGCAAGCAGAGAAUGUGAUGAUACUAAGCCUUCAGAUGCCCGUGGUGACCUUGAUGAAAGAAGUUGCUCGCUCUGUGAAUUCCAGUCAUUUUAACUUGUCGGAGGUCAUGGAAAGACUUCAGUUUGCCAUUGAGCGCACGGUGCAGCCGGCUGAGCAGGCUAAUGGCACCCUGGAUUGCAGUGAAGUUCUCAAAGCAUGGGAGCCAGUGGGCGAGGCAGCAGGGUUAAGCCCUGCCACCAUGGCGAUGUGGUGCAACAUCAGCCUGCAGCCUGUUUUGGAGGCCCAUGCUGCAGCCCAGACCGUUUACUCCCACACGAACAUGACUCACAUGGGUGUGGGACCAAUGACUGUGAAUGCCACAGCUGCCAAGAUUGUCACGGCCAUGCAGACUCUGUACCACGUCGGUGUCAACCGAACGCUGGUGACGGAGCAGCUCGUCGAGGCUUUCUCCUACCAGAUCUCGACGCUGGCGGGCCAGCCUCUGAGCCUCCAGGCACAGCACAACUGGUUCAAGCAGCUCCAGGACGCGCAGUUACAAAACAGCCUGUCUUCCAUCAAAAUGCUCUCAGAUGAGCUGCUUAAUGUGGCCCCAUUCCUCCAGCCUUACGUAGAAGCUAUGGAAAAAGCAAUGCGCCACAUCAUCCACAACUCCCAUCUUCUUCAAAACAGCAGCUCCUCCCAGGACCUCGUCAAACAGGUAGCGAUGAUCUUCCUGGCCUCUGCGAACAUCACCUCGGACGACGUCCUCUCCAUGGUGCGGGGGGACUUUUCUGGAGUCAACGAGGCGUCUAUUAUUAACGCGAUGAGAGAAGCUGUCAAACUGAUGACGGACCUGAAGAUAUUCGGUGAUGAGCCUAUGGUUUACCAAGCCUUGGAGCAAUUUCUGGCAUCCAAUGACACAACUUUGAUAUUGGAGAAGGUGGCUGAGAUGACGGCGUGGUUGGCCUCCACUCAAGCAUCUGGACUAGAACUGCUGAUGCAGGCGCUGCCCAAAGUGGUCGACAUCCUAAGGUCCAUCUUGUCUCUCCUGACCAAUAUGAGCGCGGACAUGCCGGCAAACACCGAGCUGUUUGAAGGCCUAGCUGAGAACAUAAUAGCAAUGCUUAGGCAGUUGUUGAGCACCAGUGGUCUUCUGCCUCCCAUGAGUCAACAUCGGGGAAUGUAUCUGACCACAAUGACUGGCAGUAACCAUACGACGAGGAGCCGACACAGACGCGAGGCCCCGUUUAUGCCCACAAGGGACCCCAUGGAUGACUUCAUAGACCUGUUCUACAUCGAUUACCCUGCCAUGUUCAAAGCCAUCGCUGUCCCGCCUACCACAGGAGAAAUUCUGGAGACGGUCCACAUGUUCCUUGCCAAUCCUGAUCUGAGUGUUGUGUUGAAGGGAGCUACCGGUGACAUGCCGUGGGGUUUGAAUGCCUCUCGGGAGGAGACCAUUAACUCUGCCCUUGGGAUGCUCUCGCUUCUCACAUUGCCCGAUGCAUUUCAGAUGUCACCACUGGAUAUCCUGAAGAAUGCUGUUGAUAUGCUUCCCAAUGGCCUUCCAUUCUCCUCUGUGUUUAAAAAUAUCACCAGAGCUCUGGCCAGUGAUUCUCAAGAGUCUCUGAUCCUCUGGCAGCAGAUCUUCCAAAGUGCCGCUGAGCUCUUCCAAAUGAACAUGACAAGCCAGCAAUUCACAGCGCAUCUUGCCCUCCUGAGAUCCCAGGUGUGCGCCCUGGAGAAUACAGAGUCUGGACGUCUGCUGCAGUGGUACCUCUCCAUAGAGCGCGGUCAGCUCUGUCGCACUAUUCUGCCCAGCCUGCAGAUCCUGAUUGAGAGUGUGAUGGUUAAUACCACCUCACUGACUGAUGCCAUCUUCCAGACCAUCAUCGGCAACCCAAGAACCUACGAUGUCCAGGCAAACUGGACCUCCGUGUUGGGUCAAGGUUUUGACUUUAACACCAGCAGCCUGAGCUCUCUCAACAUUAACGUCACCUCCCCAGGAGUGGUGACGGUCGGGGAGUUGCUGAGAAAUAAAACUGCCUUUGUGCUGGAUGUUCAGCGACACAUGGAUUUCGAUCCAGCAGCUCUGUAUCUGCUGAUGGGAACCGUUGUACCAAACAACAAUUUAGAGAUCCUGUUCUGGCUGGUGAACCUGCAUGACUGCAACGCCACAGCAGCCAUGAACAUGAAGGCGUCAGAUGUGGUCAUCUUCAAGACCUUCUGCUCCAUGUCUGUUGAACAGUGGUACAGCUUUUCACUGCUGAUGGCCCGCCACCUCAACAUGGAAAAACUCAUCUACAGAGUGGUGUUGUCCGAAGAAAUGCAGACCCUGGUGGUCAUUAUGCUCAAGAUGGCGGAGGCCUUAACAGACAUGAUGGACACGAUUCUUCCAACCAUAAAAACACUGCAAAGCUACCUGCUCUCCAUCAGAGACCUCAACCUGGUGGCCAACAACGAAUUCAAUCAGAUGACCAGAGGACAGAAAUCCCCCAUCUCUAGCCGUGCUACGUUCGUCACCCUCUCUCGAGCGUUGUGCAGUAAUGGUAUCCUGGCUCUGUUUGGACUCUCCAAUCUGCCCGCCGCAUCGGAGUCAAAACCCUCCUUCCCAAGUGGACAGCAGCGGGAGGAGAUGAUUGACAGGUUCAAGAUUCCACGGAAUGCCACUCCCUUCUGUAUGAACAUGUACCUGGACAUGGUCAACACCACAGGAGGAGCCAUCGCCUGGGCUUUCCUCAAACCAAUGCUGAUGGGGCAAAUCCUGUACACGCCUGACACACCGGUCACAAGGGGCAUCAUGGAGAAGGCCAAUGCCACCUUGCAGGAGUUUGCAAAUCUGAGGAAGCACUCAGAAGACUGGAUGGGAUCCUCCAACUACAUCCUUCAGUCUGCUGAACUACUUGGCCACACUUUGCCAAUGCUGCAGAAUUCCCUCAGCAAUUCCUUUGUUAAGAAUUUCAUUGAGAUGCAGACAGACAUCGAUGUCGGCAGAAUGAAAGAGACACUCAGCAACUUCUCAAACAUGACAGUGAUGCUGGAGAAGAACAAGCACUUACUGACCCAGAUCACCACCUUGUCCACGCUGAUGGUGGACCUGUCCUCCUGCAUCAAGUUUGACCGUUACCGUGGCUACGACUCUGCCGAGCAGCUCAACACUGAAGCUCAGGAACUUGCGAAAAAACGCAAUCUCUACGCAAGUGUCGUCUUCAAGCUUCCCAAAGAUGAAGACCCGUCGAGGAAGCGCCAGGCCAGGUCGUCCUCCACAUCUUCCCUGCCUCCCAAAGUCAGCUACACGAUCCGCAUGCAUAUGGACAACGUCAUGCGUACUGACCGAGUGCGGGACCCCUUCUUUGUGAAGGACACGCACAUCUUGGCCAGGCAGACGAUGCGCUACAACCGGGGAUUUAUCUACCUCCAGGAAAACAUCGACCGGGCCAUCAUUGAAACCCAGACCGGGAAGAGAGUCACAGAGCCGGCCGUCCAGCUGCAGCCCUUCCCCUAUCCGUGCCAUCUCCGUGAUGAGUACCUGGAGGCCAUCUCUUUUGUCUUCCCACUCAUGCUGAUGUUAGCCUGGUUGCUGUUCGUGGCUGAUUUUGUGAAGAAGCUCGUGCACGAGAGAGAACUGCGGCUGCAUGAGUACAUGAAGAUGAUGGGAGUCAACCCACUCAGCCACUUCUUUGCCUGGUUCCUGGAGUGCGCCUCCUACCUGGUGUUGACCAUCUUCAUCCUCACUCUGGUGCUGAAGUUCGGCAGAAUCCUUCCCAACAGCGACGGCUUCCUCCUGUUCUUGUACCUCUGCGACUAUGGCCUGAGCAUUCUCGCCUUCAGCUACCUGGUCAGCUCCUUCUUUGACAAGACCUACAUCGCCGGCCUGAGUGGCAGCCUCCUUUACAUCCUCUGCUUCUUACCUUUCAUCGUGGUCAAGGCCCUGGAGGCGAAUCUCACCUUUUCCCAGAAGAGCGCUCUGAGCCUGUUUUCCCCAACCUGCUUCAGUUACGCCAGUCAAUAUGUGUCUCGCUAUGAGACCCAGGGAGAAGGAAUUCAAUGGAGCAACUCGUACACAUCACCCAUGGCUGGCGACACAACCUCGUUCGGCUGGCUGUGCUGGCUGAUGCUCAUCGACUCCAUCCUCUACUUCGUCAUUGGGGCUUACAUCCGCAUGGUCUUACCAGGAAAAUAUGGCAUCCCAGCUCCGUGGUACUUCCCCUUCAAAGCCUCCUUCUGGGCUGAACUGUGCUGCUGCAUGAAGUCCAAGAUUAAGGCGGGCAAAGGACUCCUCUUCAGCAACAUCAUGGAGAAAAACCAGCCUGUCUUCUCCGACGACAAGGGAAAAGGCCCGAGCACGCUUUCGUUCCAGGCCGGCGAGGAUUUCUCAGAGCUCCCUGUGGGAGUUGCCCUCCAUGGUCUCAGCAAGAUGUAUGGCGACCGUGUAGCCAUCCAAAACCUUAAUGUUUCCUUCUACGAGGGCCACGUAACCGCGUUGCUUGGCCACAACGGAGCUGGCAAGACCACCACCAUGUCUCUCCUGACUGGCCUGUUCGCCCCAUCGUCCGGCGCAAUAGACGUGUACGGCAGAGACAUGCAGACCAACAUCGACGACAUCCGCAAAGAGCUGGGCGUCUGCAUGCAAUACGAUGUCCUCUUCGACCACAUGACGGCCAAGGAGCACCUGCUGCUCUACGGCCAGAUCAAGGCCCCGCACUGGUCCCGCGGGGAACUGCGCGAGCAAGUCCGAACGAUCUUGGAGGAGACGGGCAUGUACGCUCACAGACACAAGCGGGUGGGCACCCUGUCGGGCGGCAUGAAGCGCAAGCUGUCAAUCUCCAUCGCCUUCAUUGGAGGCUCUCGCUUGGUGGUUCUGGAUGAACCCACUACAGGAGUCGAUCCUUGCUCAAGGCGCAACAUCUGGGACAUUGUUAUCCAGCACAAGAAACAGCGCACCAUCAUCAUGUCCACCCACCACCUGGACGAGGCUGAAGUGCUCAGCGACCGCAUCGCCUUCCUGGAGAGAGGGGGCCUAAAAUGCUGCGGGACCCCCUUCCACCUGAAAGACAAGCUGGGACAAGGCUACAAACUCACCCUCACCAAGAAGUUGCAGAACCUAGAAUCUGAAGGAAUUGACGACUCCGAGCUGAAGGGGUUCAUCCAAGCCCAUGUACCCGAAGCACGAUUGAAGGAGACCCAAGGGGGCGACGUGAUCUACUCACUACCCCCCUUCACCUCAUCCAACGCCGCCUCAUACCGCUCCCUCCUGACCGCGCUGGACUCCAACCUGGACGCCCUGCAGCUUGGGUGCUAUGGCAUCUCUGACACCACCCUAGAGGAGGUGUUCCUCCAGUUGACUCGUGGAAGCACAGAGGCUGGGGAUGAGAGCGUCCCCCUGUCGAUCUCAGAGACCAUUUCUGAAUCGGGAUCUAUGGACAGUUUCUCUUCAGUAUCCAGUGAAAACGUUGGUGACACGAUGAAGCUAACCAGCUCAUCCAUAGAGGGCGGCAUGGCUCUGGCCUGGCAGCAAAUAUCAGCCAUGCUGGUCAAGAGGUUCCACCACAGCCGCCGAGACUGGAAGGGCCUGAUCGCCCAGAUCCUGCUUCCUGUUCUGUUUGUGGUGUUUGCCAUGGGCCUGGGCGCCAUAAAGAAGGAUCUGCAGCACUAUCGCGAGCUGGAGCUGAGCCCUGCGCUCUACAACAUCGGACCAAGCUACUCCUUCUUCAGAAACCAAAAUCCCAGCUCCGGGGAGCUGGUGGACGCCAUGAUGUCAUUCCCUGGGAUCGAUAACGCCUGUCUUGACAAGCCUGAAAACCCGGUCUGCACAAGGAACACAAACAACUGGGGUUCCAGGGGGAACGGCUCAAAAGGAUUUAGUAUCUGUAAAUGCACCCGUCAGGAACAGAUUUGCGAUGGGGACAACUACCAGCCGCCACAUAAGAAGAUCCCUUCAUCUCAGAUUGUUUAUAACCUCAGUGGCAUCAAUGUGGAGAACUACCUUGUGGCCACAGCCAAUGACUUCAUCAGGAACAGGUACGGCGGCUUUGAUUUUGGCAUGCAGCUUCCUCCUGACUUACAGAUGGACCUUCGAGUGGUGCCCAAAAACCGCACUCUGUCUAAGGUCUGGUUCAACCCUGAGGGUCACCACACAAUGCCAGCGUACUUGAACAGCCUCAGCAACUUCAUCCUACGCUCCAAUCUUCCAGCAGACAAGGAUCCACGUCAAUAUGCCAUUUCAGUUUCCAGUCACCCAUAUUUUGGUCGGACAGAUGAUGAAGACGCAAUUAUUCAGGGAGUACUCCAGAUCUUUGUGGCCAUGUGUGUGCUGACGGGCUACUCAAUCACAACAGCCAGCUUCGCCAUCUACGAAGUCGGCGAGCAUCACAGUGGCUCCAAGAGGCUCCAGCACAUUGCCGGCAUCAGCGAGCCCUUAUACUGGGCUGUGAACUUCUUCUAUGACAUGGUCGUGUAUCUGAUCCCGGUGACUUUGACUGUUGGUGUGAUCGCAGCCUUUCAGGUCCCAGCGUUCACAGAUCGGCAGAAUCUGGCUGCCGUCACCCUCCUCCUGGUUCUCUUUGGGUUCGCUACCUUCCCCUGGAUGUAUCUGUUAUCGGGAGUUUUCAAGGAUGCAGAAAUGGCCUUCAUCGCCUAUGUGUGCCUCAACCUUUUCAUCAGUGUGAACACAAUCAUGUCCACCUCCAUCCUUUACUCUCUGGGACAAAUUUCAAUGCGCGACACUGAGUUCGUCCAGGACAUCUACGAAAGGAUGAGCCAUGCCUUCCUAAUCUUCCCCCAGUUUAGCUUUGGGAAUGGGCUGACGGAGCUGGCCAGGAUGAACAUAAAGGUCCAGAUCCUCAGUGGCUAUGACAUUGACGCCUAUCAGAACCCAUUCUCCACAGAUGCCUUGGGCUGGAUGUUCAUGUCCUCCAUCAUCCAAGGCCUGGUCUUUUUCACCCUGCGCCUCUUGCUCAACAAGUCCCUUAUGCGAAAAGUCAGGCAUUUGAUUUGUGGCAGAAAGACAGUGCCAUGGGAGGCUUGUGAGGACGAGGAUGAGGAUGUGGUAGCUGAGCACCUACGGGUGUCCAGUGGAGCGGCCAGCUCAGACAUACUGCAGGUCAACCAGCUCACGAAGAUCUAUCAACACCUUAAGAAGAAGGUCCAUGCUGUCAAGAGGCUCUCUGUGGGCAUCCCUGCAGGAGAGUGCUUCGGUCUGCUGGGAGUGAACGGAGCAGGAAAAACUACCACCUUCAAGAUGCUGACUGGAGAUGUGAGCCCCACAGACGGCACAGCACAGACCAGGGACAGGGACGGGCACUUAGUAGACAUCAUGGAGUGCCGCAACAAGGGGAUUAACAUUGGCUACUGCCCCCAGGAGGACGCACUGGACGAUCUGCUCACCGGCGAAGAGCACUUGUACUUCUAUGCUCGCAUUCGAGGCGUCCCGAAGAGGGAGAUAAAAGGGGUGGUGAACUACCUACUGAGGAGGCUGGAGCUCAACUACCACAGAGACAUCGUUACUGAUGGUUACAGUUGCGGCACCCGCAGGAAGCUCUCUACAGCGCUGGCUCUCAUUGGACACCCACAAAUCCUGCUCCUGGAUGAGCCGAGCUCUGGCAUGGACCCACGCACGAAGCGUCACCUGUGGAAAAUCAUCUCCGAAGAAGUGAAAGGAAAAUGCGCUGUGGUCCUCACCUCUCACAGCAUGGAGGAGUGUGAGGCACUGUGCAGCCGUCUUGCCAUCAUGGUGAAAGGUCAGUUCCGAUGCCUGGGCUCUCUGCAGCACAUCAAGAACAGGUUUGGCAGCGGGUUCACUGUGAAGAUGUACUUGGCCAAUGCCUCCUGUGAUGCAGAGGCAAUCACUUACUUCAUGCAGCGCAGAUUCCCCAGCACUUACCUCAAGGACCAGCAUUCCACUAUGGUGGAGUACCAUGUAGCAGUUGCUCCAGGUGGGGUGGCUGACAUCUUUGACCAGCUGGAGUCAAACAAGACUGCUCUGCAGAUCAAACACUUCUCUGUGAGCCAGACCACACUGGAUGAGGUCUUCAUCAACUUUGCCAUGGAAAAGAUCGGCAUGGAAACCAUACCACUUCACAGUGAAGAGGAAGCGUGUGAUGAUCUGGGCUUCAAUAAGGCUGUGCAAACAUAGAACUGAGUGCUGACUGCUAUAGCUUGAGAGAAAUGAUAUGAUAAAAUAAUAAAGAGAAGUUAUAUUAUUAGAUAUUUUUCUUGGGAGUCUCCUGACUAAUGAUGUGAAGGAUAACCUAACCAACGUGACUGAAUCUAUAUACAUGCACACAUGGAAAAGGUUGAUAAAUGAAGUUUCUUUUUUUCUAUCUUGCAGGUCACAUGAUAUCACUAGUUUGUUAACCUUUUUUGAGGGAUAAAACUAAUCACGUAAACUAUUAAUUUCUCUCUGUGCUUUAUGUACUGUUUACUAUAUAAUAUGCCAUAGCAAAUCAAUGCAUUAUGCCUUGUAUGUACUUUUAGGUACUUUUACCCUACUCAUCAACGCUUCCUUUAAGGGCAUUCCUAACUUUUGGAAUUGAUCAACUGAAUAUUUGAUGUACUCUUUCCUAGUUAUUAAAUGCAUCACUCCUAUUUCUUUUUAUCAUUCUAAUAAAGAUAUUUUUCCAAUGCAA